Sceloporus undulatus (fence lizard) is the source of this 5560-nucleotide messenger RNA. It is a transcript of the gene PDE9A, whose product is annotated as phosphodiesterase 9A. The record is from RefSeq and is a predicted model, not a curated record. NCBI's taxonomy places the organism in Eukaryota, Metazoa, Chordata, Lepidosauria, Squamata, Phrynosomatidae. Gene Ontology annotation, biological process: cGMP catabolic process. The transcript has 19 exons. Gene Ontology annotation, molecular function: 3',5'-cyclic-GMP phosphodiesterase activity. The coding region runs from base 365 to 1924 and encodes 519 amino acids.
AGGGGCUUCUUCUAGCUCUGAAGCCAAAGAGAGUUGCUAUGGGAAUCAUGAGGGCACUUGGAGACAGGAUCCAGGGCUUGGCUUUCUCCCAUCCAAUGUUGCCGGAGUCACGGGAAUGAAUGGGGGGAGGGAUGAAGAGGAGGCGGCAAGGAGGCAGGGAGAAUGAAUGAAUGUCAGAGGAGGGACUGUUGUAGCUUGUGACUGAGGAAUGGAAGAUAGCGAAGAAUCAAAUGCAUCAGGCAGAGUAGGGGCUCUGCCACAGUUGCCCAUCCAGACCAUCUUCCUGCUGUAGAGUUAAAAUGCAAGAGCAGCCUUUGUAGCAAAACUACAAUAAAAGUCUGAAUCUAAGGAAGUCUUCAGAAGGAUGGGAUCCAGCUCAUCCACAUACCGGCCCAAGUACAUCUAUUUGGAAAUUGAUGGACGAAUUCAGAAGGUGGCCUUCAGUAAAUAUUGCAACUCAAGAGAUAUUAUGGACCUUUUCUGCAUUGCAACUGGUUUACCAAGGAAUACAACCAUUUCACUCUUCACAGCUGAUGACUGCAUGGUAUCUAUUGAUCCUACCAUGCCAGCAAACUCAGAAAGGACUCCAUACAGAAUAAUACCAGUGGCUACAGAAAAACGAACAGAAAAAGAGGAAUUGUUCCAGAAUUUGCUGGUACAGGUGGCUGAGCAGUUGUCAAGGGUAUUUAAAAUUGAUGAACUGAAAACUGAAGUAACUAAUCACUUGGCAAUGCUGGAGAAAAAGGUUGAAUUGGAAGGACUGAAAGUAGCGGAGAUUGAAAAGUGUAAGAGUGACAUCAAAAAGAUGAGAGAUGAAAUGGCAGCAAGAAGCAACAGGACCAACUGCCCAUGUAAAUACAGUUUUCUGGAAGAUAACAAGAAGCUGAUACUCAGAAGGGAUGUGCCAUCCUAUCCCAAGUACAUGCUCUCUCAGGAGACAAUUGAAACUCUUCGGAAACCAACCUUUGAUGUCUGGCUGUGGGAGCCCAAUGAGAUGCUGAGUUGCUUAGAACACAUGUAUCAUGAUUUAGGAUUAGUGAAAGACUUUAACAUCAAUCCUAUCACACUGAAAAGGUGGCUGCUGUGUGUUCAUGACAAUUACAGAAACAAUCCAUUCCAUAACUUCCGACAUUGCUUCUGUGUUACCCAGAUGAUGUACAGCAUGAUCUCACUCUGCAACCUCCAGGUAAAGAUUUCCCAAAUGGAUAUUUUAAUAUUAAUGACUGCAUCCAUUUGUCAUGAUCUAGAUCAUCCAGGAUAUAACAACACGUACCAGAUUAAUGCACGAACCGAGCUUGCUGUGCGCUACAAUGACAUUUCUCCACUCGAGAACCAUCACUGUGCAGUGGCUUUCCAGAUCCUGACACAGCCAGAAUGUAACAUUUUCUCCAGUGUUGAUAAGGAACAGUUCAAACGGAUAAGGCAGGGAAUAAUUACAUUAAUCCUAGCAACAGACAUGGCAAGGCAUGCUGAAAUAUUGGACUCCUUCAAAGAAAUACUGGAUAACUUUGACUACUCAAAUGAAGAGCAUGUGACCCGGUUGAAGAUGGUACUAAUCAAAUGCUGUGAUAUCUCCAAUGAAGUUCGCCCAAUGGAAGUGGCAGAGCCAUGGGUAGAUUGCUUAUUAGAGGAGUAUUUUAUGCAGAGUGACCGGGAAAAGUCUGAAGGGCUUCCAGUGGCACCUUUCAUGGAUCGAGACAAAGUGACCAAACCUACAGCACAGAUUGGCUUCUUAAAAUUUGUUCUUAUUCCAAUGUUUCAAACUGUAACAAAGCUUUUCCCAGAGGUUGAAGAAGUUAUGCUCCAACCCCUUUGGGAAUCCAGGGACCGUUAUGAGGAGCUGAAGCAAAUAGACGAUGCUAUGACAAAAGAGUUACAGAAGAAAAAGAAUGAAAAUUUGACAAGUGGAAUCAGGGACAAGUGAAAAGCAAAUGGAAGAUGGGUCACAUUAAGCAUUAUAACAGACACAAAGAUCCUUUAGAGGUUUGCCAAGUCCAGCGAGCCAUCAUGGGAUUUCACAGCAUUGACAAAGGACAAGACUGAACAGCUGACACUACCACAAGCACUUUUUCAAGUUCAUUUUCUAAAGACUAGUAUUUAUCCUUAUGGAUGCAAACAAUAAGGAACUUCUGCUGUUGUACAAUAUUUUUAUUUUUAAAGUCAUCUUCUAAAUAAUAUAUUCUUAUACUUAAAAAGCUGCUGCACUUAUUCACUUUUGUAGAUUUUUUAUGUGUGUGUGUUUUUUAAAAAAGCUUUUUCUGGUUAAAUGGGAACAGGAGGAGGAAGAUAGAAUUUGUACAUUUUAAGAGAGUUGUUGUAGAAACAGUUAUACAUAAGACUGUGCACCAUUCAGAUCACAAAAAGCAAUCUCAUUAUGUCUGUGUACAUUUAGGAUCUAUGUUUUACUCUAGUUUAUGCCUCCUGUCACUUUGUUGAAGCAUUUGACCCAAAAAGUAUCAUUAGCAGUCUAAGAGGAAACAAUAUUUCACCUUUACUAGUUAGCAACUAUUUGCAGUAAAAUAUUUUUGCAAAGGAAAUGGGAAGCAGAAAGCCAAAGUCUCUGACAAUCCUCCUCUCAUGGACCUGAUGCCUAUCACAUUUUAAUAAAUAAUACUUUUCUAUUUUCUUCUGAGGUGUUAACAGGUGUUCCUUAAGAAGAUAUGGCCCUGAGCACCGAGAGAAUUUUCAAAGGACUCUUUAUGAGACACACAAAGUGGUUCUGUUGCUACAGCUAAGCUGUGUGUGUCGUGAAAGCUGACAAACUCCAUUGCCUAUGACCUAGGAGAGUUAUUGCCAGCCAGAGUAGACAGUACUGAGCUAAAUGGACUUGGUAUGAUAACAACGUACUAUGUUCAGUAUGAGGGCCUACACACUGGAAAAAAAUUAGCCAUCAUUUUGCAUGAGUAGUGGUUGUUUAUGGCAAGGCUAACAAUUUCUCAGUGUUGUAUUGUGGUUUGAGAAUGAUUUGACUCAGGGAGACCAAGGCUUUAAUCCCUCCUCAGCAAUGGAACCCCACAUUGUGGCUUUGGGCAAGUAAGAGUCUCAGCAUUAAAGUAAGGCAAUGACAAACCUCCUCUCAACUAGGACAGGUCACCAUAAAUCUAGAAGGCACAUACCAACAAUUUUGCUUUCAGCAUCAAGCAGUGAAAGUUUGGAGCAGUGUGGCCAAAUGAAAUAGUGUGCAGCCACCAGAUACAGGGAAGCCUUGGAGGUGUCAUUUAAGGACAAAUUUACACUACACAAAUACAGCACUGUGAAUUCUGCUUUAACUGUUAUUGCUUCCCCGCUAAGGAAUCCUGGGAUUUGUAGUUUGUGAGGUAAUAGCGUUCUGUGGCUGAGAAUUCUAAAUACUCCCUGCUAAACUGCAAAUCCCAGGAUUCUAUAGGAUGAAGUCAUGGCAGUUAAAAGAGAACUGUAACAGUUGGCUCUAAGUAUUCAAGUCCAUAGAGGAGUUUUACAUGUAAGAAUGGACUGGAAAAUUCUGCAACUGAUGUACAUAAUUAUUAAUAGCUGAAGGGCUCUCCCAACAUUUAGGCACAUCACCAUUCAAAUGUGAUUCAAAGGCUAUCAUCAUUGGUGCAGUUGUUGGUCAUAUAUGCCUUCUGCAGCAUCCAGUUAAACUGUGCAUGGAAAUAAGCUACAAAAUAUAGAAUUGGAUCAUAAACUGGGGAAAGAUUAAAUUUGAUGGGCAUCAAGAUCUUUCACAGGAGGGUUCAAUAGGGCUGCUCCCUGUGCAGAGGAGUUGUUCUAGGCAGCAAUAAAGAAUAUGAAUAAAGGUCUGAGAAAGAGGUUACUUUAUUGCCUGUGCUGGGAGAAAAGACAGCUAUAAAACAUAAAUUUUGGGUGCUGUAGGCUGGGCUGUUGUCCUCAGAUUCCAGCUUAGUAGGUAAAUCAGAUCAGGCCAGCAGGAAUACGGAAGGCAUCUGGGAAGAAAACACCAGUUGUCAACACAGACAUGAUGCUACACCAUACAUAGAGACAGUUUGAUCCUCCAUUUUUGUUGAAACGCUGCUCCACCAUAACUGUGGAGAAAGUUUGACCAUCCAUUUUUGUUAAGUGUCCAGAAGGACACAUAAAAUGCAAGAGGCAAGAAAACUCAUAUUAUUGGCUGGAAUCAUGUUUGUAACGUGUUGUUAUUGUGCCGGUGUUCACUCUUUUUUUGCUACUUUGGAGAGAAAAAUUUACUCCUUCCUUCAUGUAACAACCUCCAUCCCUCAAGACUUAUUUUCCUUCUGCAAGAGCCCUCCACCAUGGCCAUGUAGUAGCCUGGGGAAGGCAGGGGGUAUUCAGCCGGUGCCCAGCUAUGUGCCAGUAACCAGACAUACAACAACAACCUCCAGAGGAUUCUUGGAGUUCUUUGGGGAUGCCUUUGUUCUUGUGCAUUGAACUAUAGGAACAUGCUAGACACUUCUCAGCCACCCCCAAUCAUUGCAUGUUAGGCUGGAUCCUGGAGGAACUGAAGCCCUGCAAGAAAGCAGAGGAGAAGAGUGGUGUGCCACCUGUGUGGAACCAUCUCCCCUUGCAGAUCCUUUGUGUAGCAGUACCCAAAAAUGCAUGUGCUGACUUCUACAGUGCCUUAGAUUUAAACCACCCAGCCACUGUACGUAUCAGCCAUACAGGAGGGUUUUAAACUGAGAAUGCACUACAUAUUUUGUAUGGAUUGUUCUUUAGGUGAGUUAUAAAUAGAGAACAGCACAUAAGGAAGGCACUGCAGUUGAAGAAAGCUCGUGUUUCUCUUUGAAGGGCACAUGUACCCAACAUAUGCCUGCAAGCUGCAGAGUGGCUUCCUGCAUCAUAUAGUUCAGUUUUUAAAAAGAAACGUGUAGGUGGGUGCUCAGACUUCUCUUCCAUGAAAAACAGGAAAGAACUCUCUAAACUCAGGCUUCCUUACCAGAGAACCUAAGUGACUAAUCCUUGACUCACUUAAGCACUGAAUAAUAAUCUCAUCACCUUAAUUGUGUGACAAGAUGUUUUGGAACAGUGAAUCCUUAUUCUUGUAUUUGUCUGUCUAUGUCAAUACAUGUGUCUUUCUUAAAGACAGCUCUCCAUUACGUAUUUUCAUAGAUUAUUAACUACUGCAUCCCUUUUUUAUCCACCUCCGUUGAUCAACAAAUACAUCUGAAGUGCUCUAUAGUUGAUGCACAAUGUGGGCACAUCCAUAUGCAGAGGUCCUUUCACACUACACAAUCGCAGUACUGUUAUUCUACUUCAAUUGCUGUGGAUCCAUCCUGGGGAAUCUUGGGAUUUUUAAUUUUGGAAGGAAUAUUUAGAAUUCUCAGCCAGAGAACUGUAGUGCCUCACCAAACUACAAAUCCCAGAAUUCCAUAGGAAGUUGCCAUGGCAGUUAAAAGUGGAAUCAUAGUGUGAAAUGACCCAUAGUCACACCAUAAUCUCCAUGAAUAACAAAUCCCUUUGUAAGCAUUGCUCCAAAUUAGUACCUGCAUGGAAGCGGUUUGCAAGCACAUACUUUCUUGUAUUAUAGACUGUUUGAAAGUACCUGCUCAUUGACUCAACCAAAUUUAUUUUUCCCAAGUUACAAUUUUUUAAUGGAACUAGAAUA